This is a messenger RNA of Metschnikowia bicuspidata var. bicuspidata NRRL YB-4993, 673 nucleotides long. RefSeq names its product 40S ribosomal protein uS17. Gene Ontology annotation, biological process: translation. Gene Ontology annotation, cellular component: ribosome; cytosolic small ribosomal subunit. The coding region runs from base 7 to 474 and encodes 155 amino acids. The transcript is spliced from 2 exons. Gene Ontology annotation, molecular function: structural constituent of ribosome. The record is from RefSeq and is a predicted model, not a curated record. NCBI's taxonomy places the organism in Eukaryota, Fungi, Ascomycota, Pichiomycetes, Serinales, Metschnikowiaceae.
GACAAGAUGGCUACUGAAUUGACCGUUCAAUCUGAGAGAGCUUUCCAAAAGCAACCACACAUCUUCACCAACCCUAAGACCAAGGCCAACAAGAAGGCCAAGAGAUGGGUGAAGGACAUUGGUUUGGGCUUCAAGACCCCAAAGGAGGCUAUUGAGGGCUCUUACAUUGACAAGAAGUGCCCAUGGGUCGGUGACAUCUCCAUCAGAGGUAAGAUCAUGACCGGUACUGUUGUUUCCACCAAAAUGCACAGAACUAUCAUCAUCAGAAGAGACUACCUCCACUUUGUCCCUAAAUACAACAGAUACGAGAAGAGACACAAGAACGUUGCCGCUCACGUCUCCCCAGCCUUCCGUAUCCAAGAGGGUGAUGUUGUCGUUGUUGGUCAAUGUAGACCUUUGUCCAAGACCGUUAGAUUCAACGUGUUGAAGGUCUCCGUCUCUGCUGCCAAGUCCAAGCAAUUCACCAAGUUCUAAAGUACAUAAUUUUGAUUGAAAGACUACAUUUGUGUAUUUAAUGUUACAAUAGCAAAGUACUUGUUUGGGAAUGUAGGAUCCGUUGACCGGAUGCCGGAAAGCUGAAACCCAGCGCAGCGUAGUUUUCGACCUGGAGCGUUUGAGGGUUCCGUCCUGCCUCACAAGACUGGCUAGCCUAGGGAGCUCGGCAGAAUGGCAA